UGUCUCGACCAGUCAUCUCGCGCUACAGACUCGGGGGCGGGCGGUGCUAAUUAACAAACCAAUCCGUGGCCGAGGCAGAGACAACAGGGCGGAGCAUCCGCCCGCCAAUUGGAAGUGCUAGAAGGCGGGUCUUCCCAGUCUGCGGACAGCUACAGCGCCAUGAACAUUUUGCCCAAGAAAAGCUGGCAUGUUCGGAAUAAGGACAAUGUCGCCCGCGUGCGGCGUGACGAAGCUCAGGCCAGGGAAGAAGAAAAGGAGCGUGAGCGGAGGGUACUGCUUGCUCAGCAAGAGGCCCGCACAGAGUUCCUAAGGAAGAAAGCCAGGCACCAGAAUUCACUGCCUGAGCUUGAUGCAGCAGAGGCUGGAGCUCCAAGGUCUGGCCCUGUGGACCUGUUCCGGGAUUUGCUGGAGGAAGGGAAAGGGGUGACCAGAGGCAAUAAAGAGUAUGAGGAAGAAAAGCGACAGGAAAAAGAGAGGCAGGAAAAAGCGCUGGGCAUCCUGACGUAUCUGGGCCAGAGUGCAGCAGAGGCCCAGACUCAACCUCCUUGGUACCAGCUCCCCCCAAAGCGAAGGGGUUCCCCAACAGGCUCAGGCAGAGAUGAGAAGAUCAAGAGCCGACUAGACCCCUUGCAGGAGAUGCAGAAGCAUCUGGGGAAGAAGAGAAGGCACAGCAGUGAAGAUCGAGGUCACAAGAGGAAGGAAAAGAUGGAAGGAUCUGAGAAGCAGCAGCCCAAGCAGCCCCCAUCCCUGGACCAGCUUCGAGCUGAACGUCUUCGGCGGGAAGUGGCUGAGAGGGCUCGGGCUGAGGCCCUGCUGGCCCGAGUCCAUGGCCGGGUCCCCCAGGAGGGUCAGCCAGAGGAGGAAGAGACAGAUGAUCGGCGUCGGCGGUACAACUCCCAGUUCAACCCCCAGCUAGCCCGGCGCCCCCGCCAGCAGGAUCAUCUUGCUCACUGACUCCUGAGGGGGUACAGGAGAGGCUGUGCUGCCAGCCGUCAUAUAAAACUAUUUAUUCAUAAAUAUUUUCCAAAAUGAAAAUAGGUUUACCAAAAAAUGUCCCUCACUGGGGAGGGGAGGAGGGGGCAGCCCUCGCCCCCGGGCCCCCAGGGUGGGGCUGAGAGGAAGAGAAAACCUCCCGGCCCUCUCCCUGCUUCCUGGGGGAGGGGGUGCCCCAUGGCCUGGGGCCUCCCCAGUCUUCCAGGGCAGGGCCCUCACCUGGGCAGGGGGAUCAGCAUGCGGGGGGAAGGGUCAGGUAGAGGGGCCGGUGUCACUGGAGGUCCCGGUCCUCCAGGUAGCGAUACUCAAAGGUGAAGCCUUCCUUCUUCCGCUGGCCCCACUUCUCGUAGUCAAAGUAGAUGUAGGUGCCCUGGCCAGGGGAGAAGGUGGUCAGUGAGUGGAUGAGCUGGUGGGCUGGGAGCUGGGUCAGACAACCGGGGCAGUUCUAGGAGCCACAGAGUGCCAGGCCAGCUGCCCCACACGCACAGUUUCACUCCACCGCAGUGUCUGGACAGCAGAUGUCACCAUGGUGCAGGGUGCGUGCACCUGAGUCAGGCCUCACCCAGGCCUAUCUGCAAGGCUGCCCUGCUUCCCAUCCGCUGCAGCUGUGGAGUGCCUCUCCUGUGCCGAGCACACCUGUGAAGGCCCCGUGUGGAGUCUUCAUAAAGACCUUGGGGCAGCAGGUACCAUUGCCCCUGCCUAGAGAACCCAACAGGCUCAGAGUCUACAUCCAGGCGCUCUGCAGGGACACUUUAUUUUGACAGUGGUGGUGUGGGAAUUUCUGAUUGACUGGAUGCCCUGGAAUGUACUGAUGUGGAGGACCAAACUAGGAGGGGGACAGGAAGUCUGCAGUCAAGUGGUCAAGGUUGAAGAGGAGCUAGGUCCUGAGUGAGGGUCUGAAAUGCUUCAAAGAAAGCAGCCUGGAGACCAGAGGAGCAGGAUGGGAUUCGGUGAGGACAAGGAUCACUGAGGGGGCUUGACAUCUGGGAAAUACUUGUGGAGGAAAACCACUGUGGAACACACCAAAUGAAAGUAACUUGGAAAAAAAAAGGUCCAUGACGCUCACUGUGUAGCAGGCACCAUUAGUACUUACAGGUUAUUAGCUCAUUUAAUCCUUGUAACAACUGCAGAGGUGGGUCCUGUUACCCCAUUUUUACAGAUAAGACGACAGACUGGUACAAGGGCAGCCAGCUGGAGCUGGGCUCAAACUCAGGAGGCUGACUCCAAGAUGUUUCCAAUCAGUUAAUUGUUGGAACAUGAGAAGGCCAUCUUAACAGCCUCCCCUGAGUGUCUGCUGAGCCCCUGCUCUGCUGGGUACAGUGGAGCCCAUGGCCUGGUUCAGGGAGACAUGCCAACUAGGAAAUUCCACACUCCCAACCAAGGUG
Messenger RNA from Sciurus carolinensis (gray squirrel), 2378 nucleotides. It is a transcript of the gene Leng1, whose product is annotated as leukocyte receptor cluster member 1. Lineage: Eukaryota; Metazoa; Chordata; Mammalia; Rodentia; Sciuridae. The coding region runs from base 160 to 954 and encodes 264 amino acids. The transcript is spliced from 4 exons. The record is from RefSeq and is a predicted model, not a curated record.